Molecule: messenger RNA, 4279 nt
Organism: Etheostoma cragini (Arkansas darter)
Lineage: Eukaryota; Metazoa; Chordata; Actinopteri; Perciformes; Percidae
Product: SH3 domain-containing protein 19-like
Exons: 15
Coding region: 410-3655 (1081 amino acids)
Biological process (GO): protein transport to vacuole involved in ubiquitin-dependent protein catabolic process via the multivesicular body sorting pathway
Cellular component (GO): ESCRT-0 complex
Molecular function (GO): protein binding
Source: RefSeq, a predicted model, not a curated record
CGUGUGCGGCUUCGUAUCUCGAGCUCGCGACCCGGCGCGCGGGGGGGGGAAACAGGGAAGCGGUUGGAGGAGCAACUCUUCACCGAAACCUCAGCACAACGACGCCGGUAGUUCUAACUUCACGGCGACUUUGAGACGCUUUAACGUCUCGGAAGCGUCGAGCCGAAGCGUUUAACCGACGCCGGGGCGCUGAAGUUGGCCGAGUUUGGGUGAACUUGUCCCGGGUUGUUGUGGUGGACGUUAGCGACGACCUAGCCGGAGGAGGCGGAGGAACAACAAUGUCGGUGCCGCUGUCUCUGUUAACGCUACACCCCGGCUCCAUUUUCAGCCGUUAAACAAACAAACAAACAAACAAACGGACGGGAGGAAGAAAGUGAGGAUAGAAAGAAAGGAGGUAAAGAAGGGAGAAAUGGCCGAAGCACGGUCCGAGGAAGAGGAGGAGAACAUGAUGAGGGACACCCGGGAACAAGUGGUUCGACGGGCGCCGAACAGCUCCGGAGGUCGUUCUAACAGACGUAAGCCAGAGCAUCGUCUCAGGCGACCGGAGAUCACCAUCCUGUCAGCGGAGCCGCUGGCCUCCACAUCCUGGUUCCCCGGAGCUUCUGGGGGGUUCCCACCUCCCCCGCCUCCUGCAGCCCAGAUCUGGGGACCCACAAUCCCUCCGUCCAUACAGCCUCCGCCGUCCUAUGAGGAGGUGAUCAGGGAGAAGACACAGGAGCAGGUUCUCCCUCCUCCUCCUCCUCCUCCUCCUUCCUCCUCCUCCUCCUCCUCCUCAUCUUCAUCACGCCCAGCUUCUACGAUAACCAUCGCCACGCAGACUGACCCGGGAUCUGCCCCUGAACCCCAGAUCGUUCGGGACUCUCAGGAAAGAAGACCAGUGAGACCACUACCGCCGCCUGUCCCUUUCCCUCGCAAACCGGCCGACGUUGCCAACGUCAUCACUUCCAGCCAAUCAGCACUACCCUCGGUUGACGGUGACGGCGUGGUACCAGACACACACCCGCUCACACACACCUCCGCUCACACACAGUGCUGCGACCUCUUCACUGACCCUUGCUCCCCUUUGAGCUCAACCUCUGGCGCUCAAACUGGCCAAUGGGAUAAGUCGUCAGCUGCUGUUGACGCGGCCGCUCUUCCCACCGCUUCCUCUCACGUGCCGUUGGAGCGUCCCAGGCCACGCCCCCGCCUGCGCUCCAGGCUCAGCGCGCCUGUCGGCAGCGACGUCAAAGUUCAGACUUUGGUGAAACUGCGAGAGGACGGUUUGGCCACGCUAGCGGCCCGCGCGGGAGCGGACGCCGCCAACCGGGACGUGAGUCAGGGGAAGUACCUCCAGGAGCUGCUCCAGGCCUUCAGCGCAGACGACUGGGGCUUCCCCGAGCGCCGCAGCGACAGCAGUGAGCACAGCCAAUCGGAGAGCGGGGAGGAAGACGAGGGCGAGGAGGACGACGAGGACGAGGAGGACAUGGCUACCCUGAAGGCGAGGAUACAAGCCUUCGAGCAGCAGCAGGUGGCUGAUGGGAGCUGUGCAGACGGUAAAACCAGAGACUUUGAGGUCGCAAACAGACCUGAACCCCGGCCACGCCCCCGUCUCCUGGGGCAACCAGCCAAAUCCGUCCCUCCCACUGUCGCCCCAAAACCCAAAAAUCUUUCUCAUGCACCCAAACCAUCCAGCAAAGAUUUCUGGGAGGACGGGGGUUUGACAGUAGACACGGUGGACUCGGGUUGCACCAAAACGGACCCUCCAACAGCUUCUGGCGCCCUGAAAUCUGCUCCAGCUUUGGUACCCGAACCCUGCACAAACACGGUAAAACCCGCAGUAUCCCCCAAACCACAGUCUGCUAGAGAAACCCUCACGCCUGGAACCCCUUCCUCUGCCCCCGUUCCGGCCCCGAGGCCUCCUCCACCCAAACUCGCCCCCUCUGUCAGUGAGACUCCUUCCUCCGCCGACCCCAAACCUCCGCCCAGACCUCCAGUCGCCCCCAGGACCAGCCUAGGAGGACAACCCCAGGACAAGAUCACGCCAGCUGGGCAUGUCCCCCUAACUCCGCCCCCGAGACCCUCGUCGGAGGUCUGCAGUGGAGCGCCGACAGAGACUCAGGCCGGAGGUGAUGAGACGCAGCAGUACGCUGCAAACCAAACUGUGAAAUUGAGAAGCGGCCGUCCAGGUGUCCCGACCAAACCGGCAGCACUGACAUCACCACGCAGAGCCAGCGCUCCAAGUGGUCUCCACCUGGCCCCCAAACCCACUGGCGUCUCGCCAUCGCCUCCAGAUUCAAACCCAGUCCCACCCAAACCCACAGCUGCUGCCCCGGCCAUAGCCCACAGACCUUCAGGACCGGCCCUGGUUCAGAGCCCGGGCCUCAAACUACCGGCUCCAGCCCUGAGGAAAGGCCCCGUGAUUCAGACCAAACCAGAAACCAGCAGCACUGCAAACCCAAGCUCCUCAGACCCUCCUCUCCCUCCGCGGCCUUCAAGUGCGAAGCUCCUCCCCCUUCGUCCUCCACCAAUCAAAUCCACCCCUGGGCGACCGCCGCCUCCAGCCGUCACCUCAAAUUCCUCAUCCAACCAGACGACCCCUCCUCGCCCCAAAACUUGUCCCGCCCCCUCUGUUUCCCCAGCCGGCCAGUCUUCGUCUUCACAAACUACUCCGUCCUCUUCGUCUGUAUCAGCCAAUCAGAGGGCAUCAAAGAGGGGACCACCUCUGCCCCCCCGCCCUAAACCUGGACACCCUCUCUAUACCAGCUACGUGAAACAGGAAGUCCUGAUCGUCCUGGACGACCCGAGCCCCCCAGAGCCUCCGCCAGGUGAAGGGAAGACUCAAACGUCUGUCAUCAACCCGUCACAGUGUCUCCUAGACCUGGACAUCCAACCAGAACCUGCUCCAGAUCCGGACAACCAAUCAAAAUCGGCCUUGGAGGGCUUCAGCCUAUCUGACUCCCAGUCUAUUCUUCCUGUGCACCCCACGGAGCAGAAGGAACCGCCCGACUCCCCCCCCGUCAGCGGUCCUCGGUGCGUCGCCUUGUUUGAUUACGAGGGCGAGGACGACGACGAGCUCACCUUCUCCCAGGGUGACGUCAUCGCCCUGCUGGAGAUCAUUGGACAAGAGUGGGGGCGGGGCCAGAUCCACGGGCGAAUCGGGAUAUUCCCCCUGAACUUUGCCGAGGUUGUGGAGCCGCCUCCGCAGCCGGCGCCGUCACCGGGGGAAACGGGAAAACCAACGGCCUCAGAGACCACCGCGACAAAAAGAACAGCACCAACAACUUCAAAGAGCCCCGACUCAGAGACGGAGUGGGCCGUGGCUCUGUUCGACUUCCCCGGGCAGACUGCAGAGGACCUGUCCUUCCACAAGGGGGCGCUAAUCCAGGUCACGCUGCACAUCGAUGCUGAGUGGAGGCGAGGCAGACUGGAGGGCAGGGAGGGGAUCUACCCUGCUGCCUUCACACAAGCCUGCCAGGCUCAGCCAAUCCCAGGCCAGAAGUCCGCGGUUAAAGGCGUGGCCAAGUUUGACUUCACAGCAGAAAGCGAGGAUGAGCUCACGGUAAAGGUUGGUGACAUUAUUACGCAGGUGGAGUUUGUGGACGAGCAGUGGAUUCUGGGAGUUGUGGGCGGGAAGCGUGGGAUUGUGCCUACAAACUACAUUUCUCUUCUCUCAUGAGGAAAACCCUGAAAACUAGGAAACUCCGGGAACAGGUUGGUGGGUUUUGAACUCUACACGGAGCGCUGGGAAUACUGAACUCGGCUUCAACAGGGUUUCAACGUUUCCCCCAAAAACCUUUCGCGCAGGUUUUGGUUAAACAAAGGCCGCCUGCUCAGAUUUUAUUGGUAGUUCGGACCGUCUCUUGACAACGGGACGCACCUGCGCCGCCUUAACGACGGAGUAAAACUGACUUCACGCCAGUGAUUUGCGUCUUCCUCUCUUCCAUCUCUGUGCUCUGAUUGGCUCCGUGGAUUAUAUCCCACCUGGACUGGAUUUGACUUUGUUUCUUUCUCUGACUGUUGGGUUCAUUAGUCCAGACCAGUGGACGGUCCCAGAACAUCAAAACCCCGAAGGUCCUGCGACUCACCUGUUCUCAUCCUGCACUAAUGGUUCAAAUCCAUCCGCAUGACGGGCACGGAUGGAAACAUAUAAUCAGGAUCGGACAUUUUGCUUUAAACAGCCGCCGUUUGGUGACUUUUCCUCUUUUUGGGUCUGAUUACAGAUGUUUAACAUAGACUGGUAAAAGUGUUAUGCGUCAGAUACAUUUUCAAAAUAAGAGGCCAGCUUGCAGUAUUUGAACUG